ACGGAAGUAGCAGUGACGUGUCCCUGUGCGCCGGGGCAUUGUGGGAUCGCUGUUUAUGGGCACAAACUGGACCAGUAAAACCUGACAACUGGAAUCGCCGAAUAAGCCGCGGAGAACGGAAAGGCGGACGGACAGAGGCGAUGAUCAGCGGUAUGGGGGUGCGGGGUGGCUGCUGAGCGGAUAUCGGCUCUAUCGGGGUGUCCGGGGACCGCGCAGCCUGACGGAGCGCUGCCUCAAUGGACGCUGGGUGAACGGCGCCGCUCACGGUGCUCUCAUCCUUCACCGGGCCGCCGAAAUAGGUCGCGUUGCUCCCUAGCAUAGCGGCAGCGCGGCCCUUCUGCUACACAACAGUUCUGGUUUUUAUUUCGGGGACGUUGGGGAGGCAAACGGCUGAAAAAAUGACGACCACCAGCCCGGAGGCGGUGAAGAAACUAGUGGACAACAUGCAGGCGGAUCUGCGGCUGCUGUCGAUGGAGUGCAAGAAGAAAUUCCCCCCCGUGAAGGAGGCCGCAGAAUCUGGGAUUGUGAAGAUCAAAACGGUGGUGGUGAGGAACACCAAUAUUCUAGCAGCCCUGAAGGAGCACAGCUCAGAGGUGGUGCAGCCCUUCCUCAUGGGCUGUGGCACCAAGGAGCCGAAGAUCACACAGCUGUGCCUGGCUGCCAUCCAGAGGCUCAUGUCACACGAGGUCGUGUCUGAGGCCGCUGCAGGGAACAUCAUCAACAUGCUCUGGCAGCUGAUGGAGAACGGCCUGGAAGAGCUGAAGCUGCUGCAGACGGUGCUGGUGCUGCUGACCACCAACACGGUCGUGCACGAUGAGGUUCUCUCUAAGGCCAUCGUCCUGUGUUUCCGCCUCCAUUUCACCAAGGACAACAUCACCAACAACACAGCGGCGGCCACCGUGCGGCAGGUCGUCACUGUGGUCUUCGAGAGGAUGGUGGCGGAGGACAAGCAGUUCAAAGGUGUGGAGGAACAACCACAGCCAGUACAGAGCAACACCAGCCGCAGGUCCAUCAGUACUCUGCGGCCUAGCGCUAAGGACGCCUACAUGCUGUUCCAGGAUCUGUGUCAGCUGGUCAAUGCUGACGCCCCCUAUUGGCUGGUGGGCAUGACGGAGAUGACGCGCACGUUUGGCCUGGAGUUGCUGGAAUCCGUCCUGAAUGACUUCCCGGAAGUUUUUCUGCAGCAGCCCGAAUUCUGCUUCCUGCUGAAGGAACGCGUGUGUCCACUGGUCAUCAAACUCUUCUCGCCCAACAUCAAGUUCCGCCAGGGUGGAGGGGGCGUGGCCUCGCCCGCCGCCACAGAGAAGCCCUACUUCCCCAUCUGCAUGCGGCUGCUGCGCGUCGUCUCUGUCCUCAUCAAGCACUACUACAGCCUGCUGGUAACCGAGUGCGAGAUCUUCCUGUCCCUGCUGGUGAAGUUCCUGGAUGGGGAGAAGCCACAGUGGCUGAGGGCCGUGGCAGUAGAAUCCAUCCACAGGCUGUGUGUGCAGCCCCACCUGCUACGCUCUUUCUGCCAGUCCUAUGACAUGAAGCCACACUCCACUAAGGUCUUCCGGGACAUUGUCAAUGCCCUGGGCUCCUUCAUCCAGUCGCUCUUCAUCGCCCCCAGCACAGGAUGCCCCGCCCCUAGCGCUGCCUCGUCCGGUGUGUCCGGCCUGGGGGGUCAGGCAGCCGCCCAGGGGGGCCCAGGAGCAGGGGCAGCCAGCGGGGCCCUGAGCCCACAGGCCGCCUUUGAGUACCGCGGUACCUGGAUUCCCCUGGUGACUGUCAGCGUGCAAGGGAGCACCAAGGCCACAUACUUGGAGAUGCUGGACAAGGUGGAACCACCUAGCAUCCCAGAGGGUUACAGCCUCUCAGUGGCCUUCAGUGCUCUGCUAGACCUGGUGAGGGGUAUCACCUCCAUGAUCGAGAGAGAGCUGGCCCAGAAGGAGAAGGAGGGGGACGAGAAGUAUGAAGAGGCAUCUCAGACGUGCUCCAAAGCUCCCCUCAGCCAGGAGACGGUCGACCAAACUCAGGACCUGACAGAUCAACGAGAACCAGCUUCCCGGCUGGUGUGGGAGGAGAUGGUCAACACGUGCUGGUGUGGCUUACUGGCUGCCCUCUCCCUCCUGCUGGAUGCCAGCACCGAUGAGUCUGCCACAGAGAGCAUCUUGAAGGCAGAGCUGACGAUGGCUGCGCUCUGCGGCCGGCUUGGCCUGGUCACACCACGUGACGCCUUCAUCACGGCCAUCUGCAAAGCCUCGCUGCCACCACACUACGCCCUCACUGUCCUCAGCAGCUCCACGGCCAGCCUCUCCAGCAAGGCGUACUCCAUCCAGGGCCAGAGCGUUCAGAUGAUCAGCCCGUCCAGUGAGUCCCACCAGCAGGUGGUGGCUGUUGGACAGCCGCUGGCGGCCCAGUCUCAGGGCACCGUGGUGCUCACGGCCAAGAACAUCCAGUGCAUGCGUACGCUGCUGAACCUGGCACACUGCCACGGAGCCAUGCUGGGCACGUCAUGGCAGCUGGUCCUGGCCACCCUGCAGCACCUGGUGUGGAUCCUAGGCCUGAAGCCUGGGGCUGGAGGUGCUCUGAAACCUGGACGGGCAGUAGAGGGUCCCAGCACGGUACUGACCACGGCGGUGAUGACCGAUCUCCCAGUCAUCUCCAACAUCCUCUCCAGGCUGUUUGAAAGCUCCCAGUAUCUGGACGACGUGUCCCUGCAUCAUCUGAUCAAUGCUCUGUGCUCCCUGUCCCUAGAGGCUAUGGAGAUGGCAUAUGGCAACAACAAGGAACCGUCCCUGUUUGCGGUGGCCAAGCUGCUCGAGACCGGUCUGGUCAACAUGGACCGCAUCGAAAUCCUGUGGAGACCCCUCACUGGCCACCUGCUGGAGGUGUGUCAGCACCCGAACACCCGGAUGAGGGAAUGGGGAGCCGAAGCUGUGACCGCGCUGAUAAAAGCCGGCCUGGCCUACAAGCAUGACCCCCCACUGCCCCAGAACCAGAGACUGCAGCAACUUCUUCUGAGCCCCCUGCGGGACCUGUCUGACAUCAUCCACCCGGACAUCCGUCAAAAGCAGCUGGAGAGCGUGCUGCAGAUCCUGCAGAGCCAAGGCGACGGCCUAGGCCCCGGCUGGCCCCUGGUGCUGGGGGUCAUCGGGGCCAUCCGCAAUGAUCAGGGGGAAUCCUUGAUCCGGACGGCAUUCCAGUGCCUGCAGUUGGUGGUCACAGACUUCCUACCGACCAUGCCUUGCACAUGCCUCCAGAUUGUGGUGGAUGUGGCUGGCAGCUUCGGCCUUCAAAACCAGGAGCUCAACAUCAGCCUGACCUCCAUUGGCCUCCUGUGGAACAUCUCGGACUACUUCUUCCAAAGGGCGGAAGCCAUUGAGCAGGAGCUGGAUAGGGAGGAGGUGCUGCUUGAGAAGCAGGCACAGGAAAGGGGCGUGUCCUUGCACCGGCCCUUCCACCCAGCCCCGCCCUUCGACUGCCUCUGGCUCUGCCUGUACUCCAAGCUGGGCGAGCUGUGCGUGGACCCGCGGCCGGCCGUCCGCAAGAGUGCCGGCCAAACGCUCUUCUCCACCAUCACGGCCCACGGGACCCUGCUGCAGACGUUCACCUGGCACACCGUGGUCUGGAAGGUGCUCUUCCAUCUGCUCGACUGUGUGAGGAACUCCUCCACCACUGCGGACAAGGAGAAGAUCGAGUCUGGAGGCGGGAACAUCCUGAUCCACCACUCGCGGGACACAGCGGAGAAGCAGUGGGCCGAGACCUGGGUGAUGACGCUGGCUGGAGUGGCUCGCAUCUUCAACACCAGGAGAUACCUGCUGCAGUCGCUGGGAGACUUCUGCAAAGCCUGGGAGGUCUUGCUGGACCACAUCCAGUCAGCUGCCCUCAGCAAGAACAACGAGGUCUCGCUGGCCGCACUCAAGAGCUUCCAGGAGAUCCUGCAAAUCGUCACGCCUGCCAAGGACCCAGAGAGACCUGACUCCCUAGUCAUCAUGGGCGUACCCGUCCUCGCGGAAACCAUGCCGACCCCCAUACCCGGCCGGCCACUGGCACAAGCCGACCCAGCGGCCGAGAGGCCGGCCCACCGUGAGGGGGCGGAGCCACAGCUUUAUGCCCCACCCCCUGCCGACGAGCUGGAGGACUCGGCCCUGUGGUGGGCGGCCUGGAACACGUGGUACCGCACGGGCAUGGAGAGCACGCGGCCACCGGGCCCUGGCCACAAGCUGACCUUCAUCCCCAGCCAGCCCUUCCUCACCGCCCUGGUGCAGAUCUUUCCCACCCUCUACCAGCAUAUCAAGGCCAGCUUCAGCAUGGAGGACUUGCAGAAGCUGGGCAUGAUCCUGCACGGGGCCGUGUCGGUACCCAUCAGCUCGGACGCCUCGCCCUUCAUCCUGCCUUCGUACACAGAGGCCGUGCUCACCAGCCUGCAGGACGUGGUUCUGGCUGCGCUGGACGUGCUGCAGAAGGCCAUUUGCGUGGGCCCGGAGAACAUGCAGGCCAUGUACCCUGCCGUCUUCGAGCAGCUGCUGCGCUUCGUUGAGUUCUCCUGCAAGCCACCCCAGUACGGCAAGCUGGAGACCAAGCAUGUAGCCAACGCCAAGUACAACCAGAUCCAACUGUUUGCACCGGCUGAGUGGGUGGCCUUAAACUACGUCCCCUUCGCUGAGAGGUCCCUAGAGAUCGUAGUGGAACUGUACCAGAAGACAGCUUGCCACAAGGCUGUUGUGAGUGAGAAGGUUCUGCAGAACAUCAUCAAGACGCUGAGGAUCCCCUUAGGCCUGAAGUACGCGUGCCCCUCUGAGAGCACCUGGAAGCUGGCGGUGUCCUCCUUGUUGAAGGUGCUGUCUGUGGGCCUUCCUGUGGCACGCCAGCACGCCUCUUCCAGCAAGUUUGACACCAUGUGGCCCGAACUGGCCGCCGCCUUCGAGGACUUCCUGUUCACAAAAAGCUCUCCGCCUGAUAAUUUAUCAAGUCAGGAAUUCCGGAAGAAUGAAAUGAUAGAUGUUGAGGUGGUCCAGUUGAUCAGCACGGAGAUCUUGCCUUUCGCAAGUUUCAUCCCUAAAGAUUUUGUUGGACAAAUCAUGGCGAUGCUCAAUAAAGGAUCCAUUCAUUCACAGUCUUCCUCGUUUACAGAGGCGGAGAUUGACAUCCGCUUGCGGGAAGACUUCUCCAAGGUGUGUUUCGAGACCCUGCUGCACUUCUCCUUCAGCGGCAAGGUAGCCACGCCCCAGGAGGGCUACAUCUCUCGCGUGGCCCUCUCCGUCCUCCUCAAAAGGUCGCAGGAUGUAUUGCGGCGCUAUGUGGAGAAUGAGCGUCUGAGCGGCCAUUGUCCACUGCCCAGGCGACAAGUGACUGAAAUCAUCUUCGUCCUAAAGGCCAUUAGCACCCUAAUGGACUCACUCAGGAAGACCCAGCCAGAAAACAUUGAUGAGAACACAUGGGCUCAGGUGAUUGCCCUCUACCCCACCCUGGUGGAGUGCAUUACGUGCUCUUCGUCCGAGGUCUGCUCGGCCUUGAAGGAGGCGCUGGGACCUUUCCAAGACUUCAUGCAGCCUCCAGUGACGAAAGUGCAAAACGGAGAGUCAUGACAAUCUGUGUCAUUUGCAGUAGGUGCAGCAAGGGAGGGCAAGUGGGGCUGUGACCGUCUUAGCACUUAUCGCGCAUGUGGACGUGUUUCACGUGAGUCCGGCCCAUACAUCGUCACUGUGCACGAGAGGGGCCCCGUUUGACCGUGAAACUGACCAACAUCAGUGACUAUUCUUCUACAAGUCAGCUGAGUGUCACCUCUGCAUUACCUGCUACAGUAUAGCUCGAGUGUUUUUGGACGUGUACAGUGUGUGGUGACAGUGUCGAUUAUGUAAUUAAGAAUGAGGUAUUACUUCUUUUUUUUUUACAUAUAAGCAAAAAUCAAUAAAGUCCUUUGUGCACUUUUUUCAGAAGCAAGGGUUUUACGCAAGUGCGAGCCGGAACAUUCCGUUUCAUUUUCAUCUAACCCAAGUUGGGAUGUACUUGUGUGUAAAAUAAAUUAAAAGCUGUAUAAAUCUU
Brienomyrus brachyistius is the source of this 6027-nucleotide messenger RNA. It is a transcript of the gene mon2, whose product is annotated as MON2 homolog, regulator of endosome-to-Golgi trafficking. Bases 399 to 5570 code for a protein of 1723 amino acids. The transcript is spliced from 35 exons. The record is from RefSeq and is a predicted model, not a curated record. NCBI's taxonomy places the organism in Eukaryota, Metazoa, Chordata, Actinopteri, Osteoglossiformes, Mormyridae.